UACAGUUUUUAAACUCUGACGCCAUUCCGCCAUAGAAUUCGACGCUCCUCUUAUUGCCGGUCGAACUUAUCUGGGUGCUGAAUUCAAUGACGGAGUGUUGUGGGCUGUCGCUGAUGCGCUGCGCCGACGAGCAUGUAAACUUCACUUCGCUUUUAACCGUCAUUAUACGUGGUGUACAUUGAGUAUAAAAUAUUUGUUAUUAUUGCUUAUAGUGAGUUUUCAAUUUAAGUAAUAUUUAUUGUUAUAAUAAUGGAUUUACCGCAAGCUUUUACGCAUAUUGAAAUUGACAACUACAAAUACCGUGCGAAUCUUUCGGAUGAAAAUGAUAUUAAGACUUGGAUAGCCGAGUAUAGUAGUCUGACUUAUACUAAUUGGAGCGUCAAGUUAGCAAAGAAUAUUUCUUCUCGGUUUAAAUGCAGGUAUUGGUUCUUAUGCCAUCAUAGCGGAUAUAGAAGGGUUGAUCAAGAGAAAAAUAAAAAAGGAAAAUCCAAAAACUGCAAUUGCGCAGCUUCAAUUAACAUUCUAAUUAAAUUAAGUACUAAAGACACAAAGAAGAAAGAUCCAUUUAUUAAGGAUGGAUAUCCUGCUAUUAUAACGAUCAAUAACAAGCACAAUCACGCAAUCAAUGUCGCCGAGUCGCUAUCACACUUACGGCCUACGGAAAAAACCAGGCAAACAUUCGAAGAUUACUUUAAUGAUGGUCUGGGUAUAAGAGAAGCUAUAAAUCUUCAUCAAUCAAAAUUAGAGUUGGAACUGCCUUCAAGUAGUGCGGAUUUAGCAAGUGCUUCUGUAAACCCGAAAUAUAGAACUGUUCGGUACUGGUACGAUACAUGGCGGAAGAAAAAUGUGGACUCACGAUCGGCAAAUUAUAUUUUACAGAUCGACAAUGACUACAUGUUCCCCAAAACAAUCAAUCAAGAAGAAAUCAAAGUGAGACCGAAUGUUGAACCACAUAUAUUUUUAGGGCAAUCGAAGGCUUGCUCGUCAACCAACCAAAAUAGCCCAUUGCAAUUGGGAAAACGUAAUAGGAUAAGCGACAAUGAGCCUACUGCAACUAUUACUAGUAAUUCGAAUGAAAUAGGCACCCAAGUUUGGUCAUUUGAUUUUAUGACGUCUAAGGGAAUUCAGACUGAAGAUCUUGAAAUUUAUGACGAAAAAGACACGGAAGAGACAUUAAACUCAGAAAAAUUGACGCUUUUCCUGAAGUAUAUGUAUAAGAAUAAAAUUCAGGAAAAUAUUUUUGUGAAAUUGGAACCAGUUUAAUGAAACAUUAGAGUUUUGUGUUGUAAAUUCAUUGACUGAUAUUGGAUUUUUAAAUGAAUGUUCUUGCUUUUCGCACUUUAGAUAUUAAAUAGUUAAAUUAUAAAAAUUUGAUGAAUAGCGUUUAGAUAGUAUGUGUACAUUUUAAAUAAAAUAUAACUCUGUACCUAUUGUGUUUUAAAUAAAAUAUGUGCUACUAAAA
Molecule: messenger RNA, 1462 nt
Organism: Anthonomus grandis grandis
Lineage: Eukaryota; Metazoa; Arthropoda; Insecta; Coleoptera; Curculionidae
Exons: 4
Coding region: 250-1263 (337 amino acids)
Source: RefSeq, a predicted model, not a curated record